GAAAAGUCUAUAAUGCUUAACAAUCUUGUGUUAAGAUUGUAAGAUUCAUGUGCUUUAACACUUUUAGUAGUUCAGACAACCAAACGAAUGGCCGAAUUUGAGAAACUGUAGUUUUGCAUAUGCUUACUAAAGUGCUUAAGUGAAAAGUCUUAAUAUGCUGAGACUACUAAAUUGUACAAAUGUAUUCAGUUGUGGUUUUCACUCACUUGACACCUUAGGCAAGAAUUAAACUACCUGCCAAUAAAAUAAAUAAGUGAUCAAUUAAAAUUAUGCAAAAUUAAACAAAUAAGUUUAUUUAAAUUAAACAAAGACAUAAUUGUAAACUGUGGCAGUUAACCACCUGCUGGUAGAUGUUGUAACUACGUAAUUAUGCAGGCAAAAAGCGUAUUUUUAAAUUCUGACAAAUUACACUUCUUUGUAAGGAACACAUAAAUUGCAAAAGUCUAUAUACAGUUGUGCUCAAAAGUUUGCAUACCCUUGGAGAAUUGGUAAUAUAUGUACCAUUUUUAAAGAAAACAUGAGUGAGCAAGCAAAACACAUUUCUUUUAUUUCUUAUGGGAUUCAUAUUCAACUGUAGGUUAUAACAGAAUGGCACAAUCAUAAAACAAAACAGAAAAAAAUAAAUGACCCCUGUUCAGAAGUCUGCAUACCCUUAGUUCUUAAUACUGUGUAUUGCCCCCUUUAGCAUCAAUGACAGUGUGCAGUCUUUUGAAAUAGUUGUCUAUGAGGCCCCAAAUUCUUGUGGGUGGUAUAGCUGCCCGUUCGUCUUGGCAAAAUGCCUCCAGGUCAUGCAAAGUCUUUGGUUGUUUUGCAUGAACCGCACAUUUGAGAUCUCCCCAGAGUGGCUCGAUGAUAUUAAGGUCAGGAGACUGUGAUGGCCACUCCAGAACCUUCAACUUUUUCUGCUGUAACCACUGGAGGGUUAACUUGGCCUUGUGCUUGGGGUCACUGUCGUGCUGGAAAGUCCAAGGGCGUCCCAUGUGCAGCUUUCGUGCAGAAGAAUGCAAAUUGUCUGCCAGUAUUUUCUGAUAACAUGCUGCAUUAAUCUUGCCAUCAAUUUUCACAAGAUUCCCUGUGCCUUUAGAGCUCACACCCCCCCCCCAAAACAUCAGUGAGCCACCACCAUGAUUCACAGUGGGGAUGGUAUUCUUUUCACUAUAGGCCUUGUUGACCCCUCUCCAAACAUAGCGCUUAUGGUUGUGAUCAUAAAGCUCUAUUUUGGUCUUGUCACUCCAAAUUACAGUGUGCCAGAAGCUGAGAGGUGUAUCAAGGUGUUGUCGGGCAUAUUGUAACCGGGCUUUUUUUGUGGCAUUGGCGCAGUAAAAGCUUCUUUCUGGCAACUCGACCAUGCAGCUCAUUUUUGUUCAAGUAUCGUCGUAUUGUGCUCCUUGAAAUAACCACACCGUCUUUUUUCCAGAGCAGCCUGUAUUUCUCCUGAGGUCACCUGUGGGUUUUUCUUUGUAUCCUGAAUAAUUCUUCUGGCAGUUGUGGCUGAAAUCUUUCUUGGUCUACCUGACCUUGGCUUGGUAUCAAGAGAUCUCUGAAUUUUCCACUUAUUAAGAAGUGAUUGAACAGUACUGACUGGCAUUUUCAAGGCUUUGGAUAUCUUUUUAUAUCCUUUUCCAUCUUUAUAAAGUUCCAUUACCUUGUUACGCAGGUCUUUUGACAAUUCUUUUCUGCUCCCCAUGGCUCAGUAUCUAGCCUGCUCAGUGCAUCCACGUGAGAGCUAACAAACUCAUUGACUAUAUAUUCACAGACACUAAUUGCAAUUUAAAAAGCCACAGGUGUUGGAAAUUAACCUUUAAUUGCCAUUUAAACCUGUGUGUGUCACCUUGUGUGUCUGUAACAAGGCCAAACAUUCAAGGGUAUGUAAACUUUUGAUCAGGGCCAUUUGGGUGAUUUCUGUUAUCAUUAUGAUUUAAAAAAGGAGCCAAACAACUAUGUGAUAAUAAAUGGCUUCAUAUGAUCACUGUCCUUAAAUAAAAGACUGGUUUUUUGCAUGAUCGGUCAUAUUUUCAAAAUCAAUGCCACAAUUUCACAAUUUCUGCCAGGGUAUGCAAACGUUUGAGCACAACUGUAUAUUGGUAAAUGUUUCAUCAAUGCUUGAUUUUUUUUUUUUUUUUUUUUUUUUUUUUUUUUUGGAGGGCUCUUUACAGAGAGAAAUAGAUUGUCGAUCAGAUCGGUGCCGCAAUGACGUAUGCCAUAAAAGUGCAGCGAGACCAGCCACCCCACAAGCAGCUGCACAAGCUCUGAUAACGACAUGGACUCCUUUUAUUGGUAUUAAAAUAAAACACAGUUUCUGUUUAUAACAUGUAAAAUUCACACAUCUGUUUAUAUGAAUUUCAAUCGCAUCCACUUUGUCUGCAAAAAAGAAAGUAAACAUCAUGCGAUCUGCUGUGACUGUAGGUUCAGCACAUUAUGGGAAGCACAAAGUGUCCAGCAUGACCGCUAUCUUUUAAACUCAUCCACCGACUGCAACCUGAAAAUCUCUGCGAUCAGUAAGGCAAGGCUUAGUUGAAUUGACUUAAAGUUAUGGUUCAGUUGUUUGGCUCAAAAAAAACUAAUUACUGAAACUGAGUGCACAUAAAGCAAAGAUGGCUGCAUCCAGGUCGCAUACUUCUGGAGCUUCAUGCACCAGCCAAGAAACUGCCAUUGAGAUGAAUGACAAUGUUAACAGAUAUAUACAGCUAUUACCACAAAAAAUACUUUUGACAUGGGCUGCAGUGAGGCACUUACAAUGGAAGUGAAUGGGAGCCAAUCUGUAAACAUGAAAACACUCACUGAUUUAAAGUAUAGCCACUUAAAAUUAUUUUAGUGUGAUAAAAAUCGCUUACCUUUUCUGUGUAAAGUUAUAGCUAAUUUUACAACUUCGUUGCCUUGAUGAUGUAAUGUCAACAAACCCUAAAAUAACUGUAAAAAUGAUUUAAACAACUUUACCGCUCAAAUACAUGAGUUUUAACAGAAUAAUUAAUGUAUGUGCUUUUAUAAAAUUAUCAACUUCACAUUUCUGCCUUUUAAACCUUCCAAAAAUUGGCCCCAUUCGCCUCCAUUGUAAGUAACUCACUGUAAACCUAACCUCGAUUUUUGCAUUUUUUUUAAAAAAAGGAGGGACGAGUCGAAAUACAUUUUUGUGGUAAUCAACAUUAUGCCACAAAUGCUGUCGAUUGAGCUUAACUUGUACUGAACCCGAAAUAUUCCUUUAAGUAAUUUGAUUAAACUAGCUAUGUGCCAACUGGAAUGUUGCACUAUUUGUAUGAUAUCUCUCCAACAAGAUUUUCAGUGCUUGAUGUUGCUUUGGCUUUGCAGUCAUUUUUGUUGGCGAAGCAAUAAUACAUUUAUUUAUAAGCUGGAUAUAUAAUGUAAAUUACUUGAUAUUAACUUUUUGUAAAUAAAUAAAAGAAAUAUCACGCUAGAAAUCGUGCCGUUAUGGGUGUGUUCCAUUCAGAAGUAAUCAUCCCUAUGCACUUGUAGUCUAAUCGAUGACUAUCUUUAACUGUGAAAGUUUCGGAGAGCUGUAAGGUGUUGGGCAAAAAAAUAACGGUCAUUCGAAACUCACUUAAGUCAUUUUUUAUCCACAUUUUCCUGUGCAAACACUGGGCGGCGGCAUGAUGAUUCUAAUUGCAUGUUUUGUAUUUCUGGUCUCGAGACACGAUGAAAAAACUACCGAAACGAGCGAUUCAGAGAAGAAUAACAACCAUUUAAGUGUUACUUGGUGUUUAAAAUUAAUUUCAGGCUCAACUUGUGCCAUUGUUGGCUGUCAUAACAACUCAGAAUAAUUAAUUAUAUCAACGUAACUUAUCUCUGACCAUCGCUUCAUGUCAUUUACACACUCAGGUAAGGCACUGUCUAUAAAUAAAAAGAAAAACGGUCAUCUCGAUUCUGUGGAGUAUCGGCAUGUUUUUUGACCAUUUUUACAAAUGCAAUACCAUAAACAUCACAUUAGAAUAUAUGCCUAUGCGAGUGAAAACACUGGAGACCGGAAAUUGAAAACAGUCGAAUCGUGGAACACUUCCGCGUUCAGGAAAAAAGGUGGAUAGGAAACUGCAUGGAACGAUCCUGCAGCCUGGCUAUCAUUAAAAAAAUUGUCCAUUCGAAGUGCCCUGCGAAGACAUUCAUACUGUUCUGGCCAACCGCCCGCUUAGACAGGAAGAGAUCGUUUGACCGAUAUGUAAAGAGACCAAUCACAGUUCGUUAUUUACUUCAGUUCGUUUUGGGGGCGGGAUAAUCUGAAAUCGAUGACAAUAAUGGCACAGGAGUCUCAGCAAAACGUUGCAGACAUUAAACGGAAAACAUUAGUGGAAGAUGUUUGUUUGCUCUGUGGUAAGGGUUUCUAUCCGUCUAGAUGUAAUAAGCAUAGACUGUUUCAAGGACAGAAGUCUAAAAACAAGGCGGAGUACACAGUUGUGUUGGAGGAAUUUGUUGGCAAACUUCACGACACGACACUGGCCGUCUGUAGCCCAUGCAGAUCUCUCCUUUUGAGAUAUGAUCGUGUAACCAAAGACGUAGAAAGAACGAAAUUGCUUAUUAAGGAUAUGUGGAUAAAGACCAGAGAGAAACGGUGUGCGGCUGCAACGCCUACACUAGAGGUGAAGAGACGACGGGAACUGAUCGACACACCACCAUGUGGUGGUGAUGAUGACAAUACUGCAUCCACCUCGAUACAGUCCACAGUCACCGGAGACAUCACUGCAGCUAAGGAGAAACUCAAAACUGCACUAAAACCAUUGCAGGAGAAGUGGAGAAUAUAUCAGGAGUUUCAGCAGACUUUGCAUCAAACUGCAGAACAUAUUAAGUUUCAGGCUCAACACACAGAGACGCAGAUUAAGGAGGCAUUUGUUAAACUUCACCAGAUUUUAUGUAAUGAAGAGGCAACAAGGAUUAAAGCACUGAGAGGUGAAAGAGAGGAAAAAAGUCAUAUGGUGAAGAAGAAAAUUGAGAAAAUAAACAAAGAGAUUUCCUGCGUUUCGGACACAAUCAGAGCCAUAGAGGAGGAGAUAAUAGCUGAAGAUGUUUUAUUCCUACAAAACUAUGAGGCUACUGUGAAAAGAGCCCAGUGUAGACUGCCGGAUCCAGAGAACUUUUCAGGAGUGCUGAUCAAUGUGCCAAAACACCUCAGCAAUCUGAAGUCUUCUGUGUUACAGAAGAUGCAGGGAAGUUUUGAAUAUACUCCUGUGACUUUGGACCCCAACACUGCUCAUUGUAAUCUUAUCCUAACUGAAGAUCUGACCAGUGUGAGAUACAGUGAUGAGGAACAGACGCUUCCUGAUAAUCCAGAGAGAUUUGAUAUGUUUGCAUGUGUUCUGGGCUCAGAGGGCUUUGACUCAGGGACUCACUGCUGGGACGUUGAGGUCGGAGACAGUACAGGCUGGUUUCUCGGUGUGAUGACAGAAUCUGCUCCAAGGAGGAAUAAAAUAUUCUCAAGGAGUGGAAUAUGGCUUGUGGGGCAUUUCUGUGGUGAAUAUAAGGCACAUAUUCCUCCACAGUCACCAUCUCUUAUCUCAGUGAAUGAGAAAAUUCAGAGGAUCAGAGUUCAGCUGGACUGGGACAGUGGAAAACUGUCAUUCUCUGACCCUCUCACUAACACACACAUACACUCUUUUACAUGCACUUUUACUGAGAGAGUCUUUCCAUUUUUUGGCGUUGGCUGUAACAUUUCUCCUCUGCUGAUCUUGCCUGUAAAUUCCUCUUUAAACAAGGCUUAGUUAGAAUUCAAU
Messenger RNA from Myxocyprinus asiaticus (Chinese sucker), 5714 nucleotides. RefSeq names its product E3 ubiquitin-protein ligase TRIM39-like. The transcript is spliced from 6 exons. Gene Ontology annotation, molecular function: protein binding. The record is from RefSeq and is a predicted model, not a curated record. NCBI's taxonomy places the organism in Eukaryota, Metazoa, Chordata, Actinopteri, Cypriniformes, Catostomidae. The coding region runs from base 4236 to 5702 and encodes 488 amino acids.